This is a messenger RNA of Cinara cedri, 3273 nucleotides long. The record is from the annotation of a GenBank genome assembly. Lineage: Eukaryota; Metazoa; Arthropoda; Insecta; Hemiptera; Aphididae.
AUGGAUUCAGAUUUAAAAGAUUUAGAUCUUUAUGAAGUACUAGAAAUACAGCAGACUGCUACUGAAAAGGAUGUAAGUCAUUAUAAACUAUAUAUUUAUGUACAUAAAUAGUUGAGAAAUUGAAUAAAAAUUAAUACCUUAUUACAAUUUGAAUUAGAUUAAGACAGCGUACCGAAAAAAAGCUUUACAAUGUCAUCCAGACAAAAAUCCUGAUAAUCCUAAAGCUGCUCAACUAUUUUUGCAACUAUCUAAGAUAUUAGCUGUUCUUACAGACACUGCAGCACGAGUAAGAUUUAUUUACUUUUAAUACCUAUUAUGUGUUUUGUAAUUUAAUUUGCACACAUUAUUUAUAGACAGCUUAUGACAAGUUAGUAAAUGCUAAACUUGCAGCUAAACUACGUGAAAAAGAGUAUGAUUCAAAAAGAAAAAAACUCAUAGAUGAUCUGGCUAGACGGGAAAGAGAAGCUUUAGGAAACAAAAAAGAUACAGUAGAACGUAACUUUGAGGUAUUUUGAAUAUUAAAAUAUGUAUAUAUGUCUCAUCCAUUUGAAAGUCUGAUCCGAUUUGUAAAAUAAUUGAAAUUUCCAUCUAUUUCAUGAAAUGGAAUUUCAUUUUUUAUUCAACACAUAAUUACAUUACAUGGAUAACUUUUCAUGAAACGGACAUGGAAAUUUAGCAGUCAUUAGCAAUAGUUGCCAAUACAAAUAUUUAUACUUCAAUUAAUUUUGUACGUUUUGGUAAAAAAAUGUGUGUUUAAAGACAGCCAUUUUAUACUACAACUCAAUCCUCGAUUUUCAACUUUAUUAUUUUUCUGUUACUUAUCUGUAAACUAUAAAAGUAAUAUUAUUGUAACAAAAUUGAAUUUUUUUUAAUUAUCCUAACAUCACCACAAGUAUUGUAACAACUAUCAGCUUCAAUAAUACUUAGUUACCAAUCAAAGAUAAUAUUAUCUGUAACUAUAACUAUACAUGUUUUUCAAAUUUUGUGUGACAAAUUGCUCAUAGAAAAGUUGUUCACAGGAAAAAAGAAGACCGGAAUACUUUUCAAUUAAUAUGUGCAAUACCUGCUUUCAUUUUUUUUUUUUGGUUUUUCACAUUUGUUGAGAAAACUUCUGGGAAAAUUGAAAAAUUACUUCUAAGUAUCUCCCCAUUUAGAUUUCCUUUUAGAAAAAGUGCUAUCAUUGUAAAUCUUCGUCAUUCUUUGCUACACUCCGAAUUUAAAAUAAAGUUCUGUUUCGUGAAUUUGAUCAGAACAUCAAAUAGAUGUAACAUACAUAUUACAGUAUUAUAUUAUUAUAUCAUCAUGUUUUUAUCCGAAUAGAAAGAACUAGAACGUUUAAGAAAAGAAAGUUCAGCUCUACUCGCUAAAGAACAAGCUUAUGUUAAUGAGUUGAUUAAGAAACAAGAAGCUAAAAAAGAAAUGCUAGGUUCAUUCAAGUUAAAAGUAAAAUGGAAAGAAAAUGGAGUUUAUGAUGAUGAUAAUUUAAAAUCUCUAUUUUCUAAGGUAAUUAAUUAUAAUUAAAAAAAUGGAUAAGUAUAUUAUAUGUCACAUUCACAUAGUGUAAUUUUUUUAUGAAAUGGAUAUUAAUCUUAUGAAAUUUGAUCAAAACAUAUAAUAAGCUGUUCUAGGUUUAUGUAAUGAACACAAGUUUUUUCCAUUUAAUAGCAUAUACCGUACAGCAUGCUAUAUAAUUAUUAUUUGCAUACUGAUUACUUAGGCAGAAAUAAGAAUUCUUAGGUGGAUGAGUGGUGUGACAAAAGGAUAAGGAAUGCAUACAUAAGAAGUAGCUUAUGUGUUACUUUUAUAGUAGACAAAAUAAGAGAAUAUAGACAGAUGGUUUGAGCAUGUUAUGAGUAGAGAGGAAUCAGAAGCAGUACGAAUUGUAAUGCAAAUAAAAGUAAAAGAAAAAGUAUAGAAGAAAACCAAAUAAAAGGAGGUUGGUAUAUAGUGGACAGUGGGUGUAUGCUGCAAGGAUGUGGAGGAUUGAGCAAGUGGAAAAUUAAGACGAGUGACCGACUCCAAAUAGUUGUAAGAAAGUAAAGGAGAAGAAGAGUACUGCUUACUGAAAUCAGAAUUAAUGUAAGCAAUAAACAUGGUAAAAAUAUACAUGAUUGUCAUGAUUACCAUACAAUAUUAUUCGUUUCAUUUUCUGAGUUUUAUGUGUAGUAAUAUUUCUAUUUAAAACACAUGUUUGAUUAUUAUUAAUACCAUAAUUAUGUUUUACAUAUUUUUGUUAUAAUAAAAUAUUUGGUAGAUAAUAUUUUUAUACUAUUUAAUCUGUAUAGGAUUUUUAAUUUAGAUGUCUUAUUUUCGUUUGAUAUUGUAAUUUAAAAUUUAUUAUUAUAAUGUAAUAAUUUAUGAAAUAUGAGUUAAAAUAAAUGCACAAAUAAUGAACUGGAUAAUGUAUAUAUGUAAACAGAUAAAUAAUAAUCAAGAAAAUUUUUUAUCAUUACAAACUAAUAAAAUAUGAAAAUUUGUAAAAGUGACUAAUAGUGACAUUAACUGUAUACAUGUAUAACUAUUAAUAUUUAUAGUAUUUAUGUAUUUUGUCAUAAUAUUUCAUAAUGAUUUUUUCAGAUUUUCACUAUUUCACAAAAGUUACCAUUAGUGUAAAUUUAAAACAAAACAAUUACACAGUGUAAAUAAUUAUGGUUUCCAUUUCAUAAAAUAUAUUAAGAUUGUGUCUAUUAUAUGAACCUAAAAACAGCUUACAUUACUACAGAUAUUUGUUUUGUAAAAAGUUUGAUUACACUAUACAAAUACAACAUUUAUCUUUUCUAAUCUAUUUUAUAAAAUAGCAUGGUGAUGUCAUAACUAUAGUGGUUUUGGGAAACAAAAAAUGUGCUCUUAUUGAAUAUCGAUCUAAAACUUCAGCUGUGAGUACAUUUUAAAUUAAAUUAAACUUUAAACAAGUACAUUUUUAAUAUUUAUGUAUAUAUAUAUAGAUUAAUGCCAAAAAUUUAGAAGUUGGAUAUCCAAAUCACCCUCUUACAGUGAGUUUUAUUGGGGAUUAUGGUCAAGAGGCUAAGAAGAGUUCUACUAAGACUUCUGCAUCAGAUCAAAACAGUGGUUUUUCAGCUUGUCAAAGUAAAUAUGGAAAUGAAACUCAAAAUACAACGACUAUACCUGCUACACAAGUAAUUCUUUUGAAAUAUUUAUUGUUAAUCUAAAUUUUUACAACCAAUUUUGUUCUCUUUUUAGACAUUUUCAGAUUAUGAAGCAAUGAUUCUUGAAAGAUUUCGCCAAGCUGGUAAGAGAGUCAGCGAAAACUAG